AUGGAUGGAGGGAAUCAUUCUAUGAUCUCUGAGUUUAUGUUUCUUGGACUCACUAAUUCAUGGGAUAUCCAGCUUCUCCUCAUGGUGUUCUCCUCUGUGCUGUAUGUGGCAAGCAUGACUGGAAACAUCCUCAUUGUGUUUUCUGUGAUCACUGAUCCUCACUUACAUUCACCCAUGUACUUUCUACUGGCCAGUCUCUCCUUCAUUGACAUAGGAGCCUGCUCUGUCACUUCACCCAAGAUGAUUUAUGACCUUUUCAGAAAGCACAAAGCCAUCUCCUUUGGAGGCUGCAUUGCUCAGAUCUUCUUCAUCCACGUCAUUGGUGGUGUGGAGAUGGUGCUGCUCAUAGCCAUGGCCUUUGACAGGUAUGUGGCCAUAUGCAAACCUCUGCACUAUCAGACCAUCAUGAGCCCACGGAUGUGCAUGUUGUUUCUGGCUGCUGCCUGGGCCCUUGGUGUCAGUCACUCACUGUUCCAACUGGCAUUCAUUGUGAACUUACCCUUUUGUGGCCCUAAUGUAUUGGACAGCUUUUACUGUGACCUUCCCCGACUGCUCAGACUGGCCUGUACAGAUACCUACAGAUUGCAGUUUAUGGUCACUGUCAAUAGUGGGUUUACCUGCAUUGGUUCUUUCUUCAUCCUUCUCAUCUCCUACAUUAUCAUCCUGUUUACUAUUUGGAAGCAUUCCUCAGGUGGUUCCUCCAAGGCUCUCUCCACUCUGUCUGCUCAUAUCACAGUGGUCCUUUUGUUUUUUGGUCCAACCAUGUUUGUCUAUACAUGGCCACACCCCAAUUCACAGAUGGACAAGUUUCUUGCUAUUUUUGAUGCAGUUCUCACUCCUUUUCUUAAUCCAGUAAUUUAUACAUUCAGGAAUAAAGAUAUGAAGGCUGCAAUGAAGAGAGUAUGCAAGCACCUUGUGAUUUACAGGAAAAUCUCAUAA
Choloepus didactylus (southern two-toed sloth) is the source of this 939-nucleotide messenger RNA. Its product is annotated as olfactory receptor 4F3/4F16/4F29. The coding region runs from base 1 to 939 and encodes 312 amino acids. Gene Ontology annotation, biological process: G protein-coupled receptor signaling pathway. The transcript has a single exon. The record is from RefSeq and is a predicted model, not a curated record. Lineage: Eukaryota; Metazoa; Chordata; Mammalia; Pilosa; Megalonychidae. Gene Ontology annotation, molecular function: G protein-coupled receptor activity; olfactory receptor activity. Gene Ontology annotation, cellular component: membrane.